Molecule: messenger RNA, 3492 nt
Organism: Asterias rubens (European starfish)
Lineage: Eukaryota; Metazoa; Echinodermata; Asteroidea; Forcipulatida; Asteriidae
Product: inactive selenide, water dikinase-like protein
Exons: 7
Coding region: 174-1307 (377 amino acids)
Biological process (GO): L-selenocysteine biosynthetic process
Cellular component (GO): cytoplasm
Molecular function (GO): ATP binding; selenide, water dikinase activity
Source: RefSeq, a predicted model, not a curated record
CAUUGGCUACCGGGGUAACUUUUCCCACACCUUAGCGUGGCAAUUUGUGGCCGUUUUAUUCCACCAAAAACACCUUAAAAUUUCGUUCUUCUUGAACACUGUUGGCAUGGUAACAAGUUUGUACCACAUAGAAUAACAUUUUCCAUAAAAAUCGGUGAAAUUUGUCAGCUGUAAUGGGGUCUCGACGUUCUCCUUUCGAUCCAGUUGCUCAUGGGCUGGACAAAGAUUUCCAGCUAACCAACUACACUUUCACGGAUCCGAGAGGAGUUGGGUGGAAGGUCCCUCAAAAAGAUCUCCUUAAACUUCUCGAUGAGUUUAAGGAUGAUGGAGGCAAGUCAGCGGAAGAGAUGAUGCUGCAAAGAACAGAGUUUGGAAUCGGCAGUGACUGCAGCGUCAAACCUCUCCCACAUGGCGGACUUUGCCUCGUUGAAACCACCGACUUUUUUUACCCUUUGGUGGAUGAUCCUUAUGUUAUGGGGCAAAUAGCAUGUGCUAAUGUGCUUAGUGACAUAUACGCCAUGGGCGUCCUCGAGUGUGACAACAUGUUGAUGUUGCUUGGCGUUCCACAGCGAUUCAGUGACAAAGAGCGUGAGAUCAUAAUUCCUCUCAUGAUGCGAGGCUUUAGGGAUAUGGCAAAUAUGGCAGGCACCAAGGUCAGGGGAGGUCAAACAGUUCUCAACCCCUGGUGUACCAUCGGGGGAACUGCUACAAGUGUGUGCCCUGGGACUAGUAUUGUGUGUCCUGACAAUGCUUUGGUUGGGGAUGUGCUCGUAUUGACCAAACCUCUGGGUACCCAGAUCGCAAUUACUGCCCGGCAAUGGCUGUCAAUCCCGGAGAAGAAGAAGAAAUUGAACGCUCUCAUAACAGCUGAAGAUGUGGAGAGGGCCUACCAGGAGGCUGUAUAUAACAUGUGUAAACUUAACAAAAUAUCCGCUAGCCUAAUGGCCACAUACAACGCCCAUGGUGCCACGGACAUCACAGGUUUCGGUAUUCUCGGCCACGCCGAGAACCUUGCCAAGUGCCAGAAAGAAGAAGUCAGUUUUGCCAUCCAUAACCUUCCCGUCAUUGCCAGAAUGCAGCAUAUCGCCAAAGGAUACAGUGAAUUUAAAUUGCUACAGGGUUACUCCCCGGAGACUUCAGGAGGACUUCUCAUCGCGUUUCCAAGAGAACAAGCAGCCAGUUACUGCAAGGAAAUGGACAGACUCGGAGCCAGCGCUUGGAUCAUCGGUAUCGUGGAAAAGGGGAACCGCACAGCUCGCGUCAUUGAUAAACCCCGUGUCAUUGAGGUCAACACGAACAUCACAUAAGUCUCACAACUUUUUUUAUCCUGUCUAUAGGACGUGCUAAUCAUUCAGAAACACCGGACUUAUGAAUUGCUUUAAGUUAUAUCUCGCUUUCACUCUUUGUAACUAUUCCACUACACAAAGUUUAUCUUUAUUGCUGCUCGAUACUUAUGUGUAGAUUCCAAGUAACAAUUCUGUGAGACGGUUUUGGGAAUAGAAGUUGAGUUUGAGUACUCAACUAAGUAAAUGAAACAUUCGGGGUCAGAACUCAGACUUUUUGAGGGAAGUUUUUUUACUUUUGAGACAUGUGGCAUGGCCAGGUUGCUGAUAGAUUUGAAACUGUUUAGAGGAGAGUAGUUAAGACUUUUUGUGUGGUAUUGCCCAUUUACGCAGAGUUGAACUUUCUCAAAAGUCUGUUAAAAGCUAUAGGUCUGAAAAGUCCAAGAAACAUUGUUUUAUGUUUUUAUGAAACAAAUCUGUUUGAAGCAAAUACAUAUGAAGCUUUGAAUUUGAAGGAGGGCAUUGUAUCAGGGAAUGGUUUCAUUGCUCCGCUUACCGCGAAAUUCUGCGCUAACAGCCCUGUAAAGCACACACUUCCAUGGGACGUAAGUGCAGAAUUCCGCAGUAAGCAGAGAGAUUCUCAAAAUUAGGCCCCUGUUGUCCUGAUCUGGACUGCAGCAGCGAUGAUACCUUCCUCUGAAAAAUUCCUACAGAUCUCCCCCGCCGAUCCACCCUUUUUUCAUGGAGGUUAUUGUUGUCUCUUCUGGAGAAUGUUCUUGGUCCAAAGCACUUGAUAUAUGCAAAGCCACAGGCCAUUCAGAUUCUGUUUAAGUCUUGCCUCUCAAAAUAUGCAACGCACAAGGCAAAUCGCAAAAACGGUAGACCUAUGAUAUUCAAAGUUGAAUCCAUGAUGAAACAUGAAUUACGACUUUGCCCUAUUUUUAUUAGCCAGUAAUGGUUUACGAGAUGACAAAUAAAUAUUUGAAGUUUUGUAAUCAGUAACAAGUAAUCGUUUGGAGAAUUUUUUUGUUUUCAAGGUCAUCGCCAAAGUAUGACCCUGCCUUUGAGUGCUAAGUGCUAAACAAAGCAUGUCACAAUUUAAUUAACUACCCUGGCAAUGCUGAUCUUAAGAUUAAUUUUAGCAUUAAUUGAAAUCGAGCCCACUGUUCAUUUUAAUACGCAAUCAGUUAUUUCUUUGUAUUCAUAUUCAUCAAGAACUAUGUGUAACUAUGUUAAAAUUAUGAUCAUUUUAACCCUGUAUAAAAUUUGAUCCUCGGGCCAGGAAUUUCAUUUUUGAGCGGGCAAGGCCAUUUACAUCUUCCAAUGGGCAUUUACAUUGGAAAAUCUUAAAGUUCUUGGGAAACUGAUAAGGGGGCACCGGCAGUCAAGUUUGAUGAUGAGCUGGGAAUUUCUUGGUUCGCAACUUUCAAUGACAUGGAGACUACGUCAAACUCACAAAUUUGUCCAAAAACUUUGAUUACAAAGAAGAAAUGAAAGACAUAAAACCUCAAAACAGGUGCCGAUGAUGGCUGUGGAUACUUCAGCAUUCAGAUACAAUCAGCAUAAAGUUUUGUGAAUUUAUCAGAAAACGUGUUUUGAGGGCCCAAUUUCAUGGAGCUACUUAGCAGCCGAUUUUCUAUUCGUAGGCACACAAAACGGCAUGCACAAAAAUUAAUUACGUCACAAUGCAAAUCCAUGGUGAACCCGCAAUAUGACCCCCUGAUUUUUUCUUCUAACCUGUGAAAUACACUUGCACCUUAGCAAUUUUUUCUGCUACAAUAAGCAUGAAAAUUUGCUUACCGUUGAGCAGCGCUAUGAAAUUGGACACAGGUUAACAGUAGUAAUGUAGGCACCCACUGAUGAGUUAUCUACAAAAAAAGUUUAUUUUCUUAUUUUUUACAGACACAACAAAUAUUCAGUGCCAUUUAGCCAAGAAUUCCCACAUGCACGAUGCUGUUAUUAUUGCAUGAAACGCUUGUCAUUUUAACUUUUAUAUUCACAACUUUGCUAUUUCUGUACAGUUAAUAUUUUACUUGGCAAACAGUUUUUGUGUCCACUUUUUUACUUUUUUUCCCUUAGGUAUUCUGCAGGUGUUUUAAGUGUCAAAUCAUCAUGCGCUAAAUUAAGAAAUGUUUAGAUGCAAUUCCAUUAGUCAUUAGUUGUCAAGUGUAUUCUACAUUAAAGUUGUUUAAAGAAUUAUUCAUGAAGA